UAAUGGAGUGUCCAAAAGUAAUUGUCGACUGCGACGCUGGUACCGAUGAUGCCUUGGCCCUGGCGAUGCUGAUAUCUGCCCAAAAAUUCUAUAGAGUGCAAAUAUUGGCCAUCACGUGCGUCAGUGGAAACACCCACGUUGACAAUGUGAUCAACAACGUUUACAGAACCCUAGAGGUCUGCGGAGCCUUGGACAUACCCGUUUACAAGGGAGCGGAUUCGGCACUGUUGUCCACAGACAACGUCAAAUUCGCCAAACUCAAUGCGUACCACGGCACAGAUGGUUUUGGCGAUGUUUACCAGGACGUGCCCGACACCAGUAGAUUAAAGGACGAACACGCUGUCAACGCCCUGCGCAGCAUAACAGCCCAAUAUCAUGGAGAAGUGACGAUACUUUGCCUAGGACCUUUGACGAACAUCGCACUUGCCAUUAAAAUGUAUCCAAACUUUGCUGAUUCUGUCAAAAGGUUUCUCGUCAUGGGCGGAAACUCCGCAGGAGUCGGUAACAUUACGUCGCAGGCGGAAUUCAAUUUUUUCUGUGAUCCAGAAAGUGUGCACAUUGUCAUAGAUAGUACUCCGAAUAAACUGUGGCUCCUCACGUGGGAAACGUGCUUGAAAGCCAAAAUCGACAUGGAAUGGAGGAAAGAAAUUUUCGGAAAAAUCGAUACUCCCGUGGUUCAUUUUGUGAACAAAAUCGAUGACGGAGUUAACAGUUCGAAAAACGAAGAGCACUACUACAUUCCCUGUGACGCCUACGUGGUUGGGGUUUUCUUGAGACCUGACGCAGCCAAGGACGUUGUGAUGCAUAACAUAGACAUCGAACUCGGUGGCUUGAAAACGCGAGGACUGAUUCUCGUUGAUCACAUGAAAUUCAACAAGCCCAACGCGUACAUCGUGCAGGACAUCGACUUGGAGAUUUUUAAGGAUCUUUUGCUAUUCACUGCCGAUCCAAAUACCGAAAACAGUCGUGUACUUUUGUAA
This is a messenger RNA of Copidosoma floridanum, 980 nucleotides long. RefSeq names its product nucleoside hydrolase-like. Gene Ontology annotation, molecular function: hydrolase activity, hydrolyzing N-glycosyl compounds. The record is from RefSeq and is a predicted model, not a curated record. NCBI's taxonomy places the organism in Eukaryota, Metazoa, Arthropoda, Insecta, Hymenoptera, Encyrtidae.